This is a messenger RNA of Adineta ricciae, 840 nucleotides long. Lineage: Eukaryota; Metazoa; Rotifera; Eurotatoria; Adinetida; Adinetidae. The record is from the annotation of a GenBank genome assembly.
AUGUGCAUUACAUCUGAACUGGUUUUACCAAUGGUAUUCGAAAAUCAAGCGCUCAGCCGUACUUCAGAUCAUCAGCAACAAAAUCGUGAUCGCUCACGCUUUUUCUACAAACUACGUCAAAAGAGAAAGCAACGUCGUCUUCAGCAUGGUCAGAUUCGUCGAGAUUCUCAUUAUCAACACCACGCACAGGAAAUUGAAAGAACUGAUCAAAAGCAACAAAAAGAACCUAGAUUAAUCACCGCCAUAGUUGGUUCGUCUAUUGCUCGAAAUAUUGUAGUGCAUAAUAUAGAAAGUAGAACAAAUGAAGUGCGUCUUCGAUUUCAAUCUGGGAGUGAUUGCGCCGAAGCUCUGGGUUGGUUACAAUCGACUGAUGGUCAAUUUUUCAUGCGCGGUGUGCAUCAUUUAAUUUUCAUUAUUGGCACGAAUGAUCUUCAUCGAGUUGGAGCUUUUGAAACAGUCCAACGUAUCGACUAUACGAUUGCGACAGUUCGAUGUUUGUAUCCGAAAGUAAGUAUUGUUUGGCAACUGCUUCAACAACGAACACGAAAGACUUGGCUUUUGUCUGAAGGACAAUCAGUUUUGAAUGAGAUUGAAAGAUGUAACGUGUUCCUUCUUGACCUGGCUACCAAAAGAAACUUUGAGACUAUUCAGCCAAAGAUUCCCAUUGAAUAUAUGUAUGACGGUCUACAUCCAUCGAAAUGUGGGGUUGAAAUGAUGGAAGCAACCAUUCGGAAUCAUUUACAAAAAUACAAAACGGUUCAUUCUUUUUUAUAUUCUACUGAUCCUUGUUGCUUUCGAAAUGAUGUAUAUCUUCCACCGUUGAUGUCAAUUAAAUUUUAA